Spodoptera frugiperda (fall armyworm) is the source of this 6433-nucleotide messenger RNA. It is a transcript of the gene Hecw, whose product is annotated as E3 ubiquitin-protein ligase HECW2. Gene Ontology annotation, molecular function: protein binding; ubiquitin-protein transferase activity. Gene Ontology annotation, biological process: regulation of dendrite morphogenesis. The record is from RefSeq and is a predicted model, not a curated record. Bases 201 to 5024 code for a protein of 1607 amino acids. NCBI's taxonomy places the organism in Eukaryota, Metazoa, Arthropoda, Insecta, Lepidoptera, Noctuidae. The transcript has 16 exons.
CGUUUCUGAACUUAUAAAAAUGAAUGUCAAUGUCAUCCGCUGCGGAAAGAAUCGCCUGCAUUGGAGAAAAGCCAAUUUUUUUCGAAAAUCACUAAUAAAAAAACACUGAUUGUGAAUUUUGUGUGAAAAACUCAAAAUAUUUUCCGGAAAAGUUCAAUAAACAAUAACAAUGUGUUACUAAAGUGCGCGAUCUAAGAGUCAUGUCUGAAGAACAUGACGUGGACUUUCCUACGAACGACGAAAAGCACGAUGAAGAAAACAAAGAAAAAGUGGCCGAAGAUGAGGAAGCAGUGGUUGACAACGAACCGACUACCGAACAUGCCGAAGACUGUCAAAUGACGGUAGAUACCGACAAACCAAGUGCCAAUACAUCCAAAGAAGACAGUGCCAUAGACGUCAUAAAUAAAGAGACUCUGAGUAGCGAGGUGGACGAGAAGAAGGACUUAUACGGUGCCAAUGAGAGAGCAACGCUCACCUGGACUGCAGAAGGCAACGAGUUCAAGAUAGCAUGGAACCUGCCGUCAGGAACUGCUACGAGCGACGACUACAUCGCGUUAUGUUGCACAGAGUCAGCGGGCUCGGUCACAGUCGUCGGGCGCGUGCCGGCUACCGGAUGCGCCAGCGGCGACAUAAUGUGGCUUCUUGACGAGCCUAAUCAACCUUAUGAAGACUGUGAACAGCUGCUAUGUUUCCGCUACUACAAUGGCGAAGGCGAGGAGUGCGCGGCAGAGUCGCCGGCGCUGCCUACGCGCUUCAAGGUGGACCUCAAGAAGCUACCUCUACGACUCAAAGAGGGAAUCUCAAGGAAACGCAGCGGCGACCAAGUGUCACCAUUCUCGUACAACAACGAGAGCUUCGAGAUGAACUCGGAGAACCCGCCCCGCAUCGAGUUCGUGCCCGGCACCAGCCACGAAAUCAGAAAUCUCAGCGAGAACGUUAACAAAUGCUCAAUUAGUGCUUUAGAAAGUAACGGGAACAAUCUCGAACAAACAAAAUGUGAUCCUAGUAAAUCUCUAGUUAGUAAUUUAAGUCAAGAAUCUCAAAAUGUAAAUAGUGAAUCUCGGAGUACUACAGACUGCAAACCCACGUCCUCGGGAGUGAAGAAGAAGUGUCCUCCACCCGUGGACACAGGCGGUGGGCAGGCACUCAAUGGCGUCAAGAAGAAAUCAAUAGCUAACAGCGGGUUUGACUCACCUACUUCUCCGGGCACUGAGUAUUACAAAAUAUGGUCACCAAAGAAUCCUUGCAAAAUAAUGAAGUUCGUAUACGACGUGGAGAGUGCGAAUGUGCCUAGUGAAGCAGAGAAGUCGCCGGUGCCACCGCUACCGCCGAGACAGUCACACAAACCGCUUGAAAGAAUGCACGCGUUGUCUCCGCCACAGGUACCCAGACAUAGAAAGCCAAAAAAGUUAACAAAGCCCGAGGACGCAUUCAACUUUGAAUUGAUCGAUACGGAUGAACAGUUCUUCACUGACAAUAACAUAACAAACUCAGCUGUUUUACAGGGGGAACUAAACGAUUUCAAACCUGGAGAGUUUUAUUCUGGCAAUCAAAUAGCUACGUCUUCAACGGCAAGCUUUUGGAGAGGAGGUCAAAAUGUUGCUCCCUUAGCGACACCUGAAACUGAUGGCAGCUUAUGUGAAUCCACAAUUUCAUCUAUGAAGUUGUCUAGGCUUAACGAGGAGAAGAGAUCUAAGGAUGUACCUGAUGGCGCCCCCAGCGUGAGUAGGAAUAAGAUUUUGUUUAUAAAAGAUAUUGGACCCGAUAAUUACAUAACGACGACGUUUGCCCGGAAAGAAAAGCCCAGUCCACCCAAAGAUGUAGUGGACGGAGUAAACCGAACGCCAAAUCAUGCCAAGUCUGAAGAAAAAGCUCAACACACGUUUUUAAAUGAUAUUAGUAAUCACUCAGAGUUUGAGGACGACAACAGAAACCAGAUUGAGGAAAAAGAAAUUACAAUAUUAAAAGGUCACAAACCACUAACGAGGCAGAACUCUGGCCGCGCUACACCAACCAUGAUGACAGCGUUCCUAAAUUCGUCUCACGUAGAUCCUCCUACCAGAGAAACCGACAACAAUAGCUCGAAUGGUCACAGUUCCUGCAACUCUUCACACUCGACGUCACCAGUCGAUGAUUCAAACAAAAUGAUGCCAAGCGUGGGGACGAUGAUUAUGAAUCGAAAACAUUCGUGUGAUUCGUCAACGCCGAAGCAUUCGAGCUUACCGAGACAUUUGAUUAAAAAUCUUGGAUGCGAGGGAACUCCAAAGCACUCUCCGAGUAAGACUGCGAACAAUGUAGAGAGCCCGGUGAGGCCGCACCCUCGCGUGUUGACCCGCGUGGCCGCGCUGGCGGGCGGCGCCGUGCCGCAGUGCCCGCCCACGCCCACACACCACGCGCGGAGACCCCGGCCACUACCACCACCAGACUUACACCCGCCCCCUGUACAAAACUCUGAAGCGAGACAAGAAAACUUCGAAAUGGUGGAGUUCACGAACGAACUGAGGACGUCUGAAAUUAGGUCUCCCAAUAUGGAAUUUGUAAAUAGUAAUCACUUUACGAUAGUGCACGCAGGGCCGCCGGAGGAUGUGGUAUUAAGGAGGCCGAGGCCGGUCGAGGAUAUAGACGACAAUGACAACGCAGUCGCCUCACCCACGCCUUUGAGGCACAUGGCCGGUAUAAGGCUACCUUCCAUUCCGGAAAGGGCAUCGAGGCAGAUGGCUUUGACGGGCGAUUUUCCUGCUAAUAUGAUUGGCGGGAUAAUCGAAUGCGAGGAACCUUUACCUGCAGGUUGGGAGGCUCGCAUGGACAGCCACGGUCGAGUGUUCUACAUCGACCACAUCAACAGGACCACGACGUGGCAGAGGCCGGGACUCAACGGCACCACGCCGCGGUCGCCGGCGCCAGAAGUACAGAGGCGACAGUUAGAUAGGCGAUACCAAUCAAUCCGUCGCACCAUGACACGUACACAACUAGCUGAGGAAGAAGCCGGUGCUUGCGCAUCCCCGCCGCCGUGCCAUGCGCAUGCGCAUGCGCAAGGCCAGGCCGGCGCUACUGGCGCGCCCUCUGCCGGCGCCUCCACGUCCCGAGCACCUGACACAUCGCAUGUACCGCACCCGGCCGCAUUCUUCCUCGCCAGACCUGACUUCUACUCUAUACUACAUAUGAACCAGGAAGCGUCCGUCCUAUACAACGGUAACUCCACAUUGAAGCACAUGAUCUCGAAGAUCAGACGGGACACCACGUCGUUCGAGCGGUACCAACAUAACAGGGAUCUGGUGGCUCUAGUCAACAUGUUCAGUGAAUCUGACAGGGAACUGCCACUCGGAUGGGACACCAAACUCGACAGGAAUGGGAAGCGGUUCUUCGUGGACCAUGUGAUGCGGCGGACGACGUUCAUCGACCCUCGAGUGCCUCGGGGCGCGGCGGCGGGACCAUUCUCCCCCCUACUACCGCAGCGACGUCGACCCCUCGUAGAUCCACCGGCACCAACGCCGCCACCACGUCCACCACUAUCCGCUGCGGAUGCGCAAGUAACCAACACACAUCAAGAAAUACCUGUUGCAUAUAAUGACAAGGUGGUAGCAUUCCUUCGCCAACCCAACAUAAUGUCAAUCCUGCGAGAACGGUGCGGUGGGUGCGGCGGUGGGCUGCGGGAGAAGGUGAACACCGUCCGCGUGGAGGGCCUGCCCGCACUCACUCGGUACCAGAACGACGUGCAGCUCACCUGCUUACUCAGCCUGUUCGAGCAGGAGAUCAUGAGCUAUGUGCCGGCGGGCGGGUGCUCCAUAGCGGCGGCGUCUGCAGGCGCUUCGCCCUCGCCGGCCGCGUCACCAGCUGCAGCGCGCAGCACCAGGGCGCCCGCGCCGCAACGACGGGACUUCGAGGCCAAACUGCGAGCCUUUUACAGGAAACUAGAGAGCAAAGGCUACGGACAGGGGCCUGGCAAAUUAAAACUCCACAUUCGUCGCGAACAUCUUCUAGAAGAUGCCUUCAGAAGGAUAAUGUCUUGUGGAAAGAAAGAGCUGCAGAAGGGCAAGCUCUGCGUGCUAUGGGACGGGGAAGAAGGGCUGGACUAUGGCGGACCCAGCAGGGAGUUCUUCUUCCUACUGUCGAGGGAACUCUUCAACCCUUACUACGGACUCUUCGAGUACUCAGCCAAUGAUACCUACACAGUCCACGUGUCACCCAUGUCGGCGUUUGUCGACAACCAUCAUGAAUGGUUCCGUUUCUCCGGGCGCGUGCUAGGCCUGGCCCUGGUGCACGGCUACCUGCUGGAGGCGUGGUUCACGCGCGCGCUGUACCGAGCGCUGCUGCGUCUCCCGCCCGCGCUGGAAGAUGUCGACGCUCUCGACGCACAGUUCGCUGCCUCAUUGCGCUGGUUACAGUCAGCGCGAUGCGUGUCGUCCCUGGAGCUGACGUUCGCGGUGUCGGAGCGCCUGGCGGACGGGCGCGUGCUGGAGCGCGAGCUGAAGCCGGGCGGGCGCGAGCUGGCCGUCACCGAGCGCAACAAGAAGGAGUACCUCGAGCGCGUCGUGCGCUGGCGCGUCGAGCGCGGCGUCGCCGAGCAGACGGAGUGGCUCGUCCGGGGCUUCCACGAGGUUGUGGACCCGCGGUUAGUGGCAGCGUUUGACGCGCGGGAGUUAGAACUGGUGAUCGCAGGCGCGCCCGAGCUGGACGUGGCGGACUGGAGGAACAACACAGAAUACAGAGGGGGCUACCACGACGCACACCCUGUCAUCAUCUGGUUCUGGCAGGCCAUUGACAGGUUCACGAACGAGCAACGACUGCGAUUGGUGCAGUUCGUGACGGGCACGUCGUCGAUCCCGUACGAAGGCUUCUCAGCACUGCGCGGCUCCACGGGCCCGCGCCGCUUCUGUAUCGAGCGCUGGGGCCGCGUGGAGUCGCUGCCCCGCGCCCACACGUGCUUCAACCGCCUCGACCUGCCGCCCUACCCCACGCCGCACCUGCUGCACGAGAAGCUGCUGCUGGCUGUCGAGGAAACCAACACCUUCGGCAUCGAGUGAAGCUUUCACUGCCGUGAACUCUGAAUGAAUACGCUUUUCGUACUGUACAUCUGUGACGAUGUAGUACGGUGAACAUUACUUAAAUAAAGCUCAAGUAGCGAAUGCUUCAUAUUAUUCUGAAUACUGGAACUCGACCACGAGUUACGUACGUUACGGCCGCACCAUGGUCGUUAUUGUGGUAAAAAACCUUAUCUACGUACGAUACGAUAUUCGUGAUAAAAUACUACAUAACCACGUUUUUUUCCCGCAUAGUGAAGUUGUAAUAAAUAUUUAAGACUAGUAAUCAUAACUGAGAAUGUGAACUGUAACUACUCUUGAAAUUAACACAUUUAUUAACAUCGGAAAUGACUGUCAAGAAGUUUAUUCAACCACUGAUUGAGAUUGAGAGUACUGUAUGAAGUAUGUAAGAAACCGUAUAUAUUAGAAGCUGUAAAUAAUUGUGACUAAUUACAAGUAUUGUUGUCAAUGUAAAUAAUAGUCAAUUUAUAGUAUAACAGGCAAACAAAGAUAGAAAUAUUUUAGCAGUUUAAUAAAGAAAAUAUGUGUUGACGUGCCUAGGUAUUUAUUAUUAUUGUAACGGGCCACGUGACCUACGAGGUUUGUACUUUAUUAUCGCUUUUGUUAUAAGUGAACGUAUAUUGUGGCUGUGAAACGGGACUUAAGUCCUGUGUUUAGUAAUUACGCUUUUACGUCACUAAUUUAUGUUAUAAUUGUAACCUAUAUCACCUUUGAUAAGAACAUUAAUUUUAAAUUAUUGUGAACACGGAAUAUUAUUGCGUAAAUAAAUAGUUGAAUUAAAAAAAUCAUUUCAUAUUUGCAACUUAACUGCUAAGAAACAUGAUGAACAUGAUGAUGAUGAAGAAGUAUUUAACAUGUGUAAUUCAGAAGUAUUUAAUAAUUAAGUUCUUUGUCUUCAAUUGCAAGCAAACACUAGUCAGCUACAUUAUCAAUAAUUUAGUUGGAAUUAAAAUAUCCAAACACUUGUAUAUUUUGUCAAUCACUGCUGUGUGAACUCAAACUACAUUAUCCCUAUAUUAUAAACUUUUAAAUAAAUCAUGAUUGAACAAAUUAGCCAGAAUUCUGUAAACAAUUUAUGUUCCUUUGUUAUAUUAAUUGUAAUUUGAUCAGUUGUAUAGUUAUAAAUGGUAAUGCUGUGGUUCAUAAUAAAUAGUUGUUGCUCGUCUUAACAUUCAGAUAUAGGACAGUAUUUUGUCUCAGAAUGUAAAUAUCUUAUUUAUUGUGCUUAUCAACAAACACAUAUGUGUAACUGAUGUUUAUUUUUGUAAGUAAUAAUUCUAUUAUAUUGAAUAUUUAACUCAAAAUGUGUAUUGUUUUUAUUACCUUAAAUUUUAAGUAAAUUGUUUUUGUGUGAAAGUGAUAAAAUGUGUCAAUAUACAACAUUACUUCAG